This is a messenger RNA of Trichoplusia ni (cabbage looper), 750 nucleotides long. RefSeq names its product isocitrate dehydrogenase [NADP], mitochondrial-like. The record is from RefSeq and is a predicted model, not a curated record. Gene Ontology annotation, cellular component: mitochondrion. Gene Ontology annotation, molecular function: magnesium ion binding; NAD binding; isocitrate dehydrogenase (NADP+) activity. NCBI's taxonomy places the organism in Eukaryota, Metazoa, Arthropoda, Insecta, Lepidoptera, Noctuidae. Gene Ontology annotation, biological process: isocitrate metabolic process.
UUGUACAACUUCAAAAGCCCUGGAAUUGCUAUGGCCAUGUACAACACCGACGAGUCCAUUCGCGCGUUCGCUCACUCCAGUUUCCAGGUGGCAUUGCAGAAGAAAUGGCCUUUAUAUUUGUCUACUAAGAACACAAUUUUGAAGCGUUAUGAUGGUCGUUUCAAGGAUAUUUUCGAAGAAAUUUAUCAGAGUGAUUAUAAGAAGCAAUUCGAAGAUGCAAAGAUAUGGUAUGAGCACCGGUUGAUCGACGACAUGGUUGCGCAGGCCAUCAAGGGCUCGGGCGGGUUCGUGUGGGCGUGUAAGAACUACGAUGGUGACGUCCAGUCGGACGUGGUAGCACAGGGCUACGGUUCGUUGGGCAUGAUGACAUCAGUUCUGAUGUGUCCGGACGGUCGCACGGUGGAGUCCGAGGCUGCUCACGGCACGGUGACCCGCCACUACCGCAUGCACCAGCAGGGCAAGCCCACCUCCACCAACCCUGUGGCCUCUAUCUACGCCUGGACCAGGGGCCUCAUACACCGUGCCAAGCUCGAUGACACUCCUGAACUCGAGAAGUUCGCACUGGCACUUGAAGAUGCUUGUGUUGAAUGCAUCGAUAGCGGUAAAAUGACGAAAGACUUUGAUUGUAUCCACGGACUGAAGAAUACUAAAGAAGGCAUGUACUUACAUACCGAAGACUUCCUCCUAGCUAUUGCUGACCAACUCGAGCGCAAGUUGUCUUCCAAGUAAACGUAUUUAAGUAUCAAUCAG